Ostrea edulis (European flat oyster) is the source of this 19763-nucleotide messenger RNA. Its product is annotated as zinc finger protein OZF-like. The transcript is spliced from 7 exons. The record is from RefSeq and is a predicted model, not a curated record. Gene Ontology annotation, biological process: regulation of transcription by RNA polymerase II. Gene Ontology annotation, molecular function: DNA-binding transcription factor activity, RNA polymerase II-specific; RNA polymerase II cis-regulatory region sequence-specific DNA binding. The coding region runs from base 417 to 2042 and encodes 541 amino acids. Lineage: Eukaryota; Metazoa; Mollusca; Bivalvia; Ostreida; Ostreidae.
GAUCAGAGAAGAGUGACAUAUGCCCUCGAUGUGCAGUUAUAUCAUUGUGAAAUGAAAUGCUAUUGACAACAAGAGUUUAACGGUUCUUUAAUGAGAUCAGACUCUGAACUUUCAUUGGUGCUGCCAUCACUGGUCUUUCAUCAUCAGUUUAUCACAAGAUUAUGUGCAGCUUGAUCCUUACAGUCAAUAUACGAUGGCAUCCUUGUCUGCAACAAACACCGAUGUAUGAUAGGAUUCCCUGGUUCAAUAGUACCCUUCAAGCCCAAUCGUGAUCAGCUUGUCCAUCCGUUAGUGCAUAUGUCCCCACAGCAGGAGCAGAGUGGUCCAAAAAUCCCAGAACAUUGCCUUAUUCCAAAGUCAGCAAGCACUGCAUGAUAAAAAAGGGGAUCUCCAGAUGAAUCGGUAGUUUACAGUGGAUGGACAUCAAUGAAUCGACGAAGGAACACAAUAUCGAGAUGGAAGACACUGCAGUAACAAUAGAUUUCAGUGGACCAUCUGAAAGCCAUCAUCCACAGCAGGACGGAAUAUUAGAACAAUGCAGCUCAAAUCUGGACAUCAUGGAGACCAGAAAAUCCCGGCGAAAAAACCAGCCAAGGCGAAUAAUUGUGGAAGAGGUGGAUGACCACUGUGAUCUCUGUGGAGAAGACUUCAGCAACAGCAAUGCCUACCUUCUCCACGUAAAGAAAUGUCAAGAUCACAGCACCGUCUGCUUCAGGGAGUCGCAAACAAAAUCAAAGAGCAAUUCAUCAAGUGAGGACACGGAGGUUCCUUCUGCUAACUCCAAGAAGUGUGGAGGAAAAGUGACGUGCGAUCAUUGCUAUGAAAAAUUCUGGCAGAGCGAGAUGAAAGAUCACAUACAGGAAGUGCACGGAAUUUCAGACAUGUACACCUGCUGUCAUUGCCAGGCAACGUUUGACUCCAGGCGGAGUUAUGCAUCUCAUAUGAGAUACGAACAUGAUGACAAAAAAGCCUUUAAAUGUUCCUUCUGCAGUAACGCCUAUGAACUCUACGAGUCAUUGAAAAGACACAAUCGCAUUCAUAAUAAGGAGCUGGCACUUACUUGUGAUGAGUGUGGAAAGUCGUUCGCAGAGAAAAUCACUUUAAAGAGACACAAAACAAUCCAUACAGGAGAAAAGCCUUACUGUUGCAAAGUGUGUGGAAUGGCCUUCCGUGACCCCAGUACAAUGAGAAAGCAUGUAAAACGUCACAGCUCAGAGCGACCUUUCUCCUGCGAGACAUGCGGGAAGUUAUUUGCCAGUACGUACGACAUGAGGAAACAUUCCCGGAUUCACUUGAAUGAUGAAGAAAGACCAUACAAGUGUGAGGUGUGUGGGAAAGCUUUCUACCUGAUUGCUGCUAUGAAAACUCACCUAAGAACCCAUUCAGGUGAGAGGAUUUUCAAAUGUGAUAUGUGUGACAAGGCAUUCUGUGACUCGAGAAAUCUGUGGGCUCACAGGAAAAUCCACACCAAUGAACGGGACCAUCAGUGUGCUGUAUGUGGUGUGGCCUUUAGGUGGAGCUGCAAUCUAGUCCGACACAUGAAGACAGUACACGAGGGAGUCAGAGAAUUUGUGUGUAGCGUGUGUGGAAAGGCAUUUGGACAGAAAGGUGCACUGACCGUGCACCUCCGAAUCCACAGUGGAGAGCGUCCAUUUUCUUGUGAGGAGUGUGGGAAAAGCUUCACUGACAAGAGCUCGCUGUAUCACCAUUUGGAGACGCAUCAGAAAAUUAAGCCGUUUCCCUGUCAGAUCUGUGGACGGAGGUUUGGGCGGGGUUUUGUCUUAAAGCGCCACAUGAAUCGCCACGUAAGGAAGAUGGUCAGUCGAGUGAUGAACUCCACCAAUGAGAAAUGCAACGAGAUUCUCAUCCAAGAUGCAGAGCCUGAUUUGAAUUUGUUGACAGAAGCAGAAGAAAUGAGUGAUGUGAACGAUGAUGAAGAAAAUGAUGAAUAUGAUGAAUUUGUAGGCGAUGAAGAUGUCGAAGAGGACCGUAAACAAAGCAACUUCGAAUCUGCUUCCAAAAAUGUUCUAGAAUCUGAUUAAAAAAUUAAAGAUGCUUCAUAGUUAUAAGUAGAUUGAGCAGAGAAUGAUGGAUGCCCAGAUGACUUGCUAAAUCUCAUUUGCUUUUAAUUACAAGCAAAGACAAACUUGGCAGCUCAUAUCAAUUUCAUUCCUAGCAGUUUUAAAGUGCCAGUAGCUGUGAAAGUAAUGGCAAUUUAACCUUGUUUUUCUUCAAAAUAUCUCAAUGGCAUGGGAAUACAUGUAUACCCGGUAUAUUAAUGACUAUAAUAAAAACAUUUAUUUUGUACAAAAAGAAGAGAAUUAAACCUAGUAAAAUUACUUAAGAUAACCACUUUUAGUGUUAAGAAAUAUAUAAGAAAGUAUUGUCUAGCAAGACAAUAACUAUUCAAUCACCACAUCACAUAUUCAUGUGCCCAUUUUGAGGGUAAAAAGUGUUUGAAAUCAUUAAAUUCUGGUGUUGUUACUGAAAUAUAUAAAUCGGGCAAUUUUCAUUGAAUUAAAUUUUUGGCAACAAAAUGACAGCUAAUGCCCCUUUAAGUUAUAUGCCCUAAAUGACAUUGACAAUAUUUUUAGAGCAAGUGAUAAAGUUACUUUUUAUCUAUGGUGUUCACUAUGAUAUAUUUCAAAGAGGAGAUCGAUUUGUAUAACUGACUUUACUGACGAAAUUGAUGAUAUCUGUUACUCUCCAUUUUAAGUUAUUCAUCUGUAUAUUAAAUCUUGUACAAUAUACUGCAUAUGUUGUUGAUUAUGAAACAAAUUGAUCAAUUAGGGGGUGAGAUCUAGAAAACUUAAUUCACAUAGUUUUCACCAAUACACCCCCCCCCCCCCCCCAAAUAAAUAUGAUGAAUGUUGAAACUAAUUGAUUAAAAACAUACGAGUAAAAAUAACACUCUGUAUACCUUUUCUACUCUUUAUUCAUAGAUAAAAGUGUACAUUAAAUCUAUUAGUAUUAUUAUUAUGUGGCUUUUACCAGUCGCUUCUUUUUUCCACUGAAGCGUAAUCGAUGUCGGAUGACAAAAACUUGAGGGAGAUUUUACUCCCCCUCCCCUUAACUAUUUGAAUUUAGAUUUUUAUCUGACAUCGAUCUUUUGAUCUUAACCCUAAACCACGACUUCAGGGACUUUAAGGGGAAAUUUCAGAUUAUAAACAUACCAAUUUAUUUGUAUUUGAGCACAAUUGGGGUUUCCAUGCCAUUCAGUAAAUGACCUUUCAAACUCUUAACUGAGUUAUUAUUACCUAUUUGUAAAUGUUUUGAUAUUGCAAAUAAGAUGCAUCUGUGAAACUCAUCACAAGGAAUUGAUAUGGAGAAGAAUGAUCAGUUACUUUUAAAGGAAUACAAAUGUGGAAUAUGAAAGCCCUAUUACAAUCCAAUCAAAAUAUCAUGGCCUAUGUAAAAAUUUUGGUACGAAAAGGUCUUGUCACAAAGAAAGCACACAUUUAUGUGAAAUACGAAAGCUCCAUCCAUUCACAGUGAUUUUUAUACAUCCGCUAUUAGGAUUAUGAUAUGGCACUAUCCGUGCUUCUGUCUGUCCGUCCAAGGUCAUGUUUUCCGGACUUUUUUCUGUAACGGAUGCAUGUACAACUUUGAAAUUUUGUCACAAUUUUUCCCUCAAGAAGUGCGAGAGUGACUCUGCAUUUCAGCUGGAUUGGCCUACUUAAAAAGUAGGUCAGUUUUCCAGACUUUUUUGUUACAGAUACAGAUGUUGCCCUGAAAUUUACACAUUAACUUCCUCCAAGAGGAAUAUACUUUGCAUUUCAACUGGUUUGGCCAACUUAAAAAGUAGGUCAAACAGUUUUCCAGACUUUUUUUGGUUACAGAUACAGAUGUUGCCCUGAAAUUUUUAAGCUUUCUCCAAGAGGAAUACGAGUUCAGAUUGCAUUUCAGCUGGAUUGGCCAGUCCGUCCGUGACCUACAUUAUUUAAGAUUAAAAGUAGAUCAAACAGUUUUCCAGGCUUUUUUUUCAUUAUGGAUAUAUAGGCAUUGUCCUGAAAGAUGGGUGAACUUGGUGAACAAUAAGCCUGUAUUCAUGAUUGGGCACCGGUUGCAAAUCGUGAGUUUAAAAUCUGCAUUGAUGGUACCCGUAGUUACAAUAAAUACAGUAUCAUACCAAAACGCUGUCCAAAAUAUUUAGAAUUUAAAAAACCCCAAAUAUAUGGAUCAUAUUGUUUCUGUCCCAUUUGUAUUUGCUGGGAAAUCUAACAAAUUUGUGUUCUGUAACUGUAAAAUUGGCCUCAGAGUUGUACCAAAAGAGGCGAGAACUGAUGCCUUUAUUAUAUUCGGUAUACUAGUACCAGUAGGUUUUAAAUGCUGUUCAAAAACAUUUGUUGGAUAAAAACUGAAUCCAAAUCAAAGCAUUAAUACUGCGCACCAUACAGAAAACGCUAUUCCACAUUUAAUUUACAUCACAAAACGCGAGGUUUCUCACUCGCAUCAGUUAAUUUGUUAAUGGAAAUGUGGAGCACGUACUGUUGGAUGUUGUAAGCAUGUAUGCAGUGUCAUUUGGUACCUUAGGUACUCCAGGCACCAGUGUGAUUAUGUGAGCGUUAAAAGCCGUUUAAUGUCUGAUAUACAUGAUAUUGCCUGUGAAUGAUGAUUUUAAUUAAAUUUUCUUCUUUGAAGUCACACACUUGAUUUGCUUUGUUUUUGUACUGUGCCUUUGAGCAACUUUUUGAUUGUUGCAAGAUUGCAUGCUAGGAGUAAAACUUAGCAUAAAAUGCCAGAGACAAAUAAUUGUGGGAAGUCUAAUAAUUCACAAGAAAAAAAUAGAUAGGAGAGAAAUUGGAAUUCGAACCAGAUAUGCAAUCCAAGUCUGUCCCAAAACUUAUUGAGACGGCCCCUAUACAACCUUGGCUAUUCAUCCCAUGAUUAAUUUUUGAAUUUCAAGCUAUCUAAAGUCACCCGUCGUGGACAUGUAAACUUUCUUGAUAAUAUGACAAAAGUUUUACACAAGAAAGUCAAGUUUUUUUCAGAGUGGGUCAAGUCUCCAUACUUACAAAACAUAUUACACCUGAACAUGUACUAACAUUUUUUAAUCAAUCUUCGCCGAUUCCAUAUGAAAAUCUGCUUGGGAAAGUCAAAUUUACUGUUAUUUUGCGAGUUUUUUGCAUUUGAAUAGGAUUUUUUCAUUUGAAAUGGGCACAUCGAAAGAGCAUUUCUGGAAACUAUGGAUUGAUUGCUUUAACUAUAGAAUGCAAAUGUUUCUUUUUCAAGAGAGCUUCAAUUUUAAAUUUGAUAUUUACUUUGCGAGUUCGUCGGCUCGAUAAAGUCACCCAUCUUCUUUAGUCAAAGGCUUCCUCUUGGAGUUCAGUUUCCAUUUCAGCUGGAUUGAGACACAGGGGCUAAGCCCGUGUGGAUUGAGGGGCCUCCGUGGCCGAGUGGUUAGAGCAUCGCCCUCAAAAUCACACAGGCCUCACCUCUGCUUGGUGCGGGUUCGAAUCCCGCUCACGCUGGCAAGUGAGGAAGUUUCCCAGUUUACUUGCAGAGGGUCAGUGGUCUCUUCCCGGGCACAAUGUAUCUGGGUUCUCUCUACCACCAAUAAAAACUGGGCGCCACCAGAUAACUGAAAAAUUGUUGAGAGUGGCGGAAAACAUCAAUCUCAGCUGGAUUGGUCCAUCCUUCACCUACUUCAGGUCUCAAAAUAUGUCAAAGUUUUCCAGGCUUUUUUUUUCCUUCCAAACACGGAUAAAGAUAUUGCCAUAUUUCUUCAGACUUCCUCUUGGAGGAAUUAAAAGUGGAGUUAGCAUUUCAGCUGGAUUGGUGCACUAUGACCUACCUUAGGGGUAGAAGUAGGUCACAGUUUACCAGAUUUUUUUCCCAAUAUGGUUUACAGGUAUUGUUCUAAAUUUUGUCACAACCACUUUCUCAAAUAUAUUAUCAGUUCACAUUUCAACUUAAUAUGGUGCACCAUGACCUUUUUUAAAACUAAAAGUAGAGCAAAUGUUGUUAUGGACUUUUAUCAUAGAUAUUGCACCGACAUCUUGUCACAACCUCCCUCUAAGGGCACCUGUAUUCAGACCUAGAUUGGGUGCAGAAAAACCAGAUCCAAUUCUGGCUUCAAGUUUUAGCAGGCUGACCAAAAUCCACUGAAAAAGUGAAAUUCUUCAAAAUCAUUGAUCAUCCAAUAGAAAAUCUUUAAUCCUAACCCUUGAACCCUAUGGCCUUGUUACUGUAGGAUCUACAAGAUCACUCAAUGUCUUCACUAAAUCAGUUUCCUAGACAUACAAGUACAUGCACUUCAAAAUGGCCAUUUGGUCAGUUCAGUACGAUAAUUAAAUACCCAUAUCCAUGGAGAGAAUCUGAAAACACUUUCAAUAUUCAUGCAACCAAGACUCAACCUUCUGUAAUCAAGGCAACUUUCAUAUUUCAUUAAAUGGGCAUUUUAAGUUUCUAAUCGUGAAAAUGUCGCACAUUUAAAUGUGAUAUGAAAGGCAACAUCCUUGAAAAAAGACGUGAACCAUGGUUGCAUGCAGCAAUACAGAAAACCAACUACAUAAAAACAUUUUAAUUUCAUUUUAUUUUUCAAAUCUUUCCAAGUUUCACAAUAUACACUUCCAAUUUAAAAACUUGUUUUUUAUUCACCAAAAUAUUUUUUAUUACCAUUUUGACAGUUGUAACUAAUUCUUUAAUCCUAAAUUAAUGUUAUUUAUCAUAACAAUUUAAUAUUUGGAUUAUUAAGAAUAAAUCACUUAUCCUAGAUGGAAUUUACAAUGUAUUCAAGAUUUUGGAAAUUUUAAUUGCGCGAAAAUCUCUUCAUCAUUACAACAUCAGAUCUAGAGUUUCAUUUCAUAAAACACUCAUAAAAUUAUUUACAAAUCACCCAAAUUUUUUAUAGAAUUAAUCACAAAAUUUAGAUUGACAAUUAAGGCACACCAAAUAGUGGUCAGCUGUUAGCUGCGAGCCGGCCACCCAACCCUAACUCCCCUCAUGUAGAGAGGAGGGGGAGGUGAGAUUUUCCCAUUGCUCUGACCAGCUGUCGGCAAGUGUUUUCUCACUUUCUGACCAUGCCAAUUUAGAAGGGCCACAUCAUGCUUAUCUAGUAUACAUAUUUAUCUUGCCAGGCACAUAUACUAUCCUUGUUCCCCUUCAUACGCCAUAAUCUGCAAACAGAAAACCUAGACCUUUCCACAGGUCUACAUACCACACAACAUAAUAUACAGUGAACAGAGCAAUCAAGAGAAACUAAAUUAGUUUUAAAGCAGAGAGAAAUAAUCCAAUUAAUGACCAUUACACAAUGUUAUGAUAACGGGCAGUAACCAGGAACAUAAAUGCUGUUUUAAGACCAACAUGGCUACUUGAAUCACCAUGCUACACAUUACAAACUUGAAUGACCCUGUAUGAUAUACAUGUAAAUUAACUUACAGAUGCCAAAGCAGAGAAAACCUGUUAAAAUAACAAACAAAAACACAAACCCGUGUUCAACUGAUCACAGGACAAUUCAACAAGAACUGCCAACAAAAAUUUUGUUUACCAUUGAUAGUAUUAAGCUUAAAUGCAUAGAUAAGUGUAAUGUAUGACUCGCUUUUACCUCAAACUGUUUACGAUUCAAUUUUGAUAAAAAAUAAGUUAUAUGCAAGUCUAGUAGACUACAUUAAACUGAACACAAAAAAUGUGUUAAAUGUUAAUUACAUCGUAGGGGUAAAGAUAGCAGACUAUAUCAUCCACACAGUGCCACUUUCAGAAAGCCCCAAGUCCAGAGCUAGUGCUGCAUACAAUUAGCAUGUAAAGAAAGGACAAAAUUAAAUAACUUUCAUGCUUCAACAUUAUCUAGAUGUCCAAGUGGUAACUACUACACUUAAUACUUAGAAACACAUUUUAGUAGGGGUUACAAAUAUUUUGGCUAUGCAUCAACACGACAAAGAAAUUACACCUUAGGAUGUGCGCAGAAAUAUUACUGAAAAUUUAGUAUACAAAAGAAAUGGAAUACCACAUGAAGGCAGUGAGGGUUACUUAGUGACCAUUAACCACUGCUAAUUUUCAUAUAUAAACAUUACUUGGUAUAUACAACAAAAAGAAACACACAAUAAAAAUUACACAGCAUAUUAAAUAUCACAAAGAAUACCACAUUGAGGCAGGGAAGGUUAUUUAGUGUCUGCUAAUAGCUGCUAAUUUUCUUCUCAUGCCAAAUCAAUCAUCUUCACACUGGUACAUAAGAGGAGAAAACAAAACCCAACCAAGUACAUGUUGAAUUAAAGUUACAAUAGCUAGGAUAACUUGCUACUUCACACAAAUCUUGGAUUAUUGCAUAGUAUGCAGAUAGGCAAUAUUAACAUAAUUAAAAUAGUGUUGCUGCCAGAAAAUUGCGACAACUAGGAAAGAACCAAUUUCGUGACAAUUGAGGAAGUUUGAAAUGCCAACACAGCAAGUCUUGGUUACAAUAGCAGAUUAUAUGAAACUAUGAAAAUCAAAUUUAUGGCAUGCAAAUUACCACACUUCACCAUCAGUUAUAUUCAAUAUAUCCCAAGUUUUCUAUAAUUUACAUGAAAUGGUGCAUGCUUCCAAUAGAUAGCCUUCUCUACAAAUAAAAGUAAAACUCUACAUCUGUGAUAUUGCUAUAAAGCUUCCACAUCUUUGAUCAACAAACAAGGUGAAGUAUAAAAAACAAUACUUUGCAGAAAAUCUGCGUUAUUUCAAAUCUAAAGCCUACUAUGGUACAGAAUCAUACACAAUAUAAAAAUGGGUAGCAAGAAAUACCUUCCUUUUUUUCAAAAUACAAAUUGUGCACCGACUGCAAGGCAUAACACUGAUAAGCAUCUCUUAUAUGCACCUUUCCAUCACUUCAUCCUAUAGGUAAAAAGAGCCCCAACCCCCUAUACACAAAGAACAAAGCAGCUAUGCAGAUAAUUUAACACAGUACAAUACUUGUUAAAAAGUUUCAACUAACAUAAUUUAACAUUAAAAAAUUUAUGACUAAAGCACAUUAAGAUGGGUGAUUUUCUUACUGGAUGGAUUAUUGCAUGGUUUACUCCUUUGAUGAUUCAAGAAAAACGGCCCUUCUUCAAAUCAAGAAUUUUUUUUCUUCUACCAGUUUUCCUGAAAAUACUGCAGAUAUUACCCCCCCCCUUCCAAUGCCUAUUCAUUCUGGCAAAACUGCAUAGAUUCUCUAUUGAUGGAAUUUUCAUGUUGAAGAUGUUUAUUUGCAUAGCAAGUAGUAGUUCCUACUCGAUUUCAUUACACAAUGGCACAACACUGGCAUCCACGAAUCUUAUCCAAAUUCAGCAAUCCUAUAGAAAUCCAUUUUAUAAAAGAAAUUUCUCCAAAGAAUUAAUCCAAUGAAAACCUGCAAGGAAGCAAACAGGUUUUUGGACAACAAUCCACGUCGAUUUUCAUAUUUACUCUUCAAAAUUGAAUGUAUACCCUGCAAAAACUUUAAUCUUCAAAUGGCAACAAUAUGCAAUAGCAAUAUCAAAAUUCUUUAUGAUGUGUAUGCUUUUAGAUACAUAUCUUUCUGCAAGUAAAAUUUACUACCAUCAUUCACUCAAUGUAAAUCCAGCAAGGAUAUUGGUCGGCAUUUUUUCUCUCGUUAAAUUCUUUAAAAUGGACUUUAGUAAGGAGGCAACACAGCAUUUCUUUACAAAGCUGCAUUAGCAGGGAUUUAUCAUGGUACUCGGAAUUCUUAUCUGAAACAUUAAUGCACAAUCUUCUCCCAAGCACAUAUAAAUUUUUCACACCCAAGCAGUAUGUUUAGCAUCAGAAUUUGUAUCAGCUGAUAUUUUCCCUUUUUUCACCUUUACACUUCCAUGAAAAAUUUGGCAACUUGCUGUCAAUUCAAAAAGUUAAAGAAAAGAAUCCUACUAAUCUUAUGAAUUGGAACUCUCCAAUGAUUUCAUUUGAUCAUCGCAGCUGGUCUACAGCACUGUACUUGCUUUCUCCAACCCGAGCUCGACUCUUUACUUCCUCAGUAACCUAUAAACUCUGAAACUUGAUAGGCAUUGUUAGGUAUCCCCUACCCCUUCAGAAUUUCAAGUUUACAGAUAAUUUAUUUAUUUCCUAUGCUACGCCACACACAAUGAAGAUUGUUACAUUUAAAUACCUGAGAAACGUAUUGUAGUGAACUUGCCAAUUGAAUAUUUGAUGCUUUAAAUUUCAAUCUGCAAUUUGGAGCCCUUCAAAAAUCCUACAUCAAAAGUUUCCAUGUCAACAUCAGCUUUAGUUGUGACGCGCAAGCUGGAACUUGGACUGGAUUCUGUUUUCGGGUAGCACUAGCAUAAAUUCUGAAACUUAGUAAAAAUAGCACAUCUCUCCCCCCUUCAUUACAAAUUGAAUCUCGACAAGCAUUCAUUUCUGAAAAAUAAAAUGGAACACUCCCUACUUCAACAUCAAAUGUUCUUCUUACUGUUGAGCUCUGCAGAAAUCCACUACUGGGCUUUCUUUCAACACUGCUUUAUUUACUGACUGUCAUACCUAAAUUCUGAAACUUGACAGACAUGGUUAGGUCCACAAGCCCCCUACAUCAAGAUUAAAGUCCAAGGUUUCCUGUUUCAAUAUCAAAGCUGAAAAUACAGAUCCUGUGAAGUGUUGCAUCUUAAAUCUAGCAUCAUGGACAACUUUUAAUAUGGAAACACUGACAAUCUUUAGAUUUUUCUUUUAAAAUGUCUCGGUCAAAUAAAUACUUCUACAAUCCUAAUGUACUGCAGUUUUCUUGUUGAUCUAAAUUUUCUUUUAAAGUGUUUCUGCAUUAAGGAAGAUGCUUUUAAUGCUGUAACUUGGAUGGGAUUCAUCAUUUUCAAAAUGAGGCUAAACUUCUACAAUACAUGAAAAUAUUUUCCUUUCCGUCCAUUGUACGACAUGCAAUUUUUGCCUUCGGGUAAAAAAAACAACCAAAGAAAAUCUUCUAUUUGAAAAAUCACACGUCUUUAAGUUUUCUUACUGGAUCCCGCAGUGCACUUCAAUGACCCAUCUUUGGAUUUUUCACACCUGUAGAAAUUUCUUAAUUGCAUCACCUAAUGUACAUGUUUAAAAUUCCCCCUCAGUUGUGAGAUUACGUUUGGCAGUUGCUUUGCUUAAUGAUGGAACUUGGACUGCUUUCACUAUUUUGAAGUACGGCAAAGAGCUGGACCCUGAAAACUUUAUAAAAGUUGUAAGAUUCCCCCUCCCCCAUAACACAAAUCUCACUGCAAUUCUGAUGACAUGGAAAAAACUGGGAAUCUCUUACUUGCAGCAAUUUAAUUCAUCUUCCAAGUUUUCAAGAAUCCUACUGAAAAUGGAUUUAGAACACUCAUUGGUAAAUUGAAUAUGCAGCACAGGACUUUGGCUGGAUCCUAUAGGGUCUUGCAAAACUUCAAUCUGAAACUUGUGAAAUGUUGGGUAUCAAGUUCCCUCCCCCCAAUCAAAGUUCAAGUGAAGCGCAUCAACAAAUCCUUUCUAACUUAAAAUAACUUGCCCUUCAGUAAUCCCGUCUUUCUUUUCAAAAUUCCCUACAAAUGGUAAACAUCUUAACGCUGGUUAGGAAAUAGUGCACUUGCAUGUGGAUCAUUCUUUCAUGAAUCUUGGACAGCAUUCGUCACCUCAAGCCUUAUACAAUCCCCAUCUUAAAAUCAAAGCUGGAUACAAAACUUUGCAAGUUUAAGUUUUUCCCUAUGAAGUAGCACAUCAUGCAAUCUUCGACUUCCAUUGGAAAGAAAAUGGAAUUGGUUCAAAAUCCUUUCUACUGAAAAUUCACUCAAGGAGAACACCAAUGAUCAGAUCUUUGAAAUUUUUCAACAGGUCCGUGUCCAAACUUUUGCCAAAUUCUUUUGGAUUGUUUCAAGCUUGAAUUUCUGAAACUUAAUGGACAUGCAUUAGAUUCCCCCCUCCCCCCCAAAAGGUCUACAAUUACAUAAAAUACUUUAACUCGAUGCAAUAGAUUUUACUUGCCCUAUAUCUCAUGUUUUAAAUGCUCUUCUUAAAAAAAUUGCUUUCUUUCAAAAUUGCUUGCAAAAAGUUAAGCUUCUGAAUCCCGUCUUUCGAAACUGAGCUGAUGGAACUUGGGACUGCUUUCACUAUUUUGAAGACUCGAGUACUGCAAAGGGCUGGACCCUGAAAACUUCAUUAGUUGUUAAAAUUCACCCUCCCACCAUUUAAUACAUAACCAAUCACUUUACCAUUCUGAUGACAUGGAAAAUGCAGAACCGGGAAUCUCUUACUUGAAAAGCUUAAAUUCAUUGGCACGUCCUUGGGAAAAAUCGAUUUAAAGUACUCCAUUAAUCCUAUAGAUCUAAGGAUUUGCAACAUUAUCCAACACAGGAACUUCUGCAGGAUCUCAAGGUCUUGCACAAAUUCUGAAACUACUGAGGCAUGGUUUGAUUUUCCCCUCCCCCAAAUACAAUUCAGUUGACUGCAUGCAAAUACAUUCGAGGAUGAAAAGAAAUCAAUUUUUCUACAUAUCCCUACAGGAAAAUGUUAUGGAAGACAAACUGCUAUUAAGGAAAUAUCUUCUCUUCCGCAAAAUUCUUGAUAAAUUCCACUUCAACAAUCCUAUCUGAGGUUUUCUCUUUGAUCUCUGCUAAUCUAGAAUUUGAAUCCUUCAAAUUGAAAGCUGCUGUAAUGUUUGAAUUCUGGGCUGGUGGUUCCACUGUUUAAGGUCUUGAGCUGGACUCUGAAAGUCAGUAAUUAUUUACAAUAUUCCCCUCCCCCCAUUACAACAGUACAUAUAAUGUACAUUGAUCUUCUAAAUGGAAAACACAUGGCCUAAAUAAAUUCAUUCUUGCUGUAGUCAUUUUCUCAACUUUUAACAAUACCACUGAAAAAUCAAUCUGGGACAGUCCCACGAUGGAGUUGGUGGCUUUUCAAAGCUGUAGAUUGGAGGAACCAUUACUGGUAUACUUCACUGGUCCUAUUAACUUUUUUUUGCAGAAUUCUUCUACGUCUCGCCAAACCUUAGAUCUGAAACUUCAUGAACACAGUUAAGUGUCCCCCCCUCCCCCUUUAUCCACAUUUCUUAUCACCUUAUUGUAUAUUUUAGGUAGCAGUUAUCCUUUUGUGAAAUGGAAAUGUGUAACUUGCCGAUUUGGAAACCUGAAGGUAACCGUCAAUCUUCAAACAAAAUUCCAUGUAAACUGGAACACUCAAGAAUCCUAUUGUGGGAAUUGGCGACCCCUUCUGUGCUUGCACAAAGAAUUUGCUUUCAGAUGGAAUUUAUGCUGGAUUCACCGUUUUCCGGAAGGAAAGACUUGGACUCUGAAAACUCAGAUAUCGUUUAAGAUUUUACCCCCCCCCCCCCCCCCCCCUUUAAUGUUGACAUAUAUACAAUUGUUCAAAUCAGAAAUGGAUUCUCAAUUAACAAAAUUAUAGACUCAUUUUGUAUAAAACACUUGCCAUACAGGAUUUUCGGUCAAACCUCUACAUGAGGACUGUCGCACUUCAAGAGAUUGGUCAUAAAAAAGGAUCACCAAAAGUCAUGAACUCUUCAAACUCUGAAACUUGGCAGACUUCUUCAAGUGCCCACCCCUCCCUUCAUACUCAAAUGACGAAAGCUGUCAAUACCGUUCAAGUUAAAUCCAUAUUAGAGAUGCAGCUUGCUGAGUGCUUGGGUAUUUGAUUUCAUCAGUCAUGGGAUCCAAUUAAAAAUGCCAUAUCUGAAAAGGAGCCUUCAAAAUUGCCCUACCUAAACUUAAUUAAUAUUCCCUCAGGUUAUAGAGUGCUUAUCAACAAUUUAUACAUCUACAUAUGAAGAUAUUAAGCUGAAGUGAUGCUAGCAAUAUUAGAAAGAAAACUGUAAAACAAAAACUUGCACUACUGCUAUUUCAGGGUGGUUGUCAGGAAUAGACGAAGCACCUGUAUGUUUGGGUCUUUAGAAAAAUCAGCAGGAAUUGAAAAAGAAGUCGGUGGCGACCUGUUAAUGCAAAACAAGUUAGCAAAAACCUUCCCCCCAUUCAUGUUAAGCUAAAAUCAAGUGUACUAUGUACAUGUAAAAGGUCAUGCAAGUAUUGAACAGUAUAGCAAAUUUAAAUCAAUGCGAAACAACACCAGUGAAUAUAUAAAGAAACAAAUUCGAAUACUUCAGAACUGUUAAGAAUGCAUUGUAUUUCUUCUAAUUAUAAUAAAAGCUAUAGAUCUAGCUACAUGUUUAUUCAUUUGCAGGUCAAAAGGUCAAUACUGUUAAUUCCAUCUUACAUAAUAUAGUAUGCAGUAGUACAUGAACAAUUGAACGCUACAUUAAACAGUUGGGGGGAGAAAGAAUCAUCUAAAACUUGUAAAUAAGAAAGCGCAGCUUACACUAGAGCGUUGCAUCAAAAUUCCAUUUACCAACACUUUUAUCAUACUUUCGGAAUUCUUCAAUAGUCGAUUACACAACACAAUCAGGAUAUUCUACUGUGCAACCAAGGCAAUCAAAAGUGUCGCUUGACAAGAUCCAAAGAUGUCAACAAGGCAUACUGAAAAACUUGUACAUUUCCCACCCCAACAUGUAACUUCCAACAUCAAUUGUCAAAAAUAUAGUGUACACACAAGUCAUCACUAAAAUACUUUUGAAGUUUUCACAAAUGAAAAACAACAACGAAACAAGUGGUUAACUUACGCAGCCUUUUCAAAUUGCAGCAGUUCCAUUAGGUCAGAAGAGAAAUGCAGAUACCUUUCUUGGGAUAACUUUCUUGUAUAGUCACAAAAAAACACUUUCUACUGGAAGCCUAAAAAACUGCAUUUGCACACACCCAAACAACAUGUCUUAUCACAUUUGAAUCUUUAAAAAGAUAAGUGAACAAAGGAAAGGAGAUAAUGCACCUAACAUAUCUGAAAAAUAUUUUUUAAUGAAGUUCAACAAAUACUUUGUGAUGUAAAUGUAAUUAUAAACCACAAUAAAAAGGUUUUUUUUACCAGGAGCAAGUAGAAGCAUCAAUCAAAUCAAUUUACAGGCACAUGGUUCAAUCUCAAGCGUUACAAAUCUGAAACACAACUCCGUUAAAUUUUACACGCCCACCCCAACCAUGCAAAAUAUACAUGUCAACAAGUUCAAAAUGAUAACAAUUUUGAAAAUCCCCAGUUUACAAAUUGAAUCAUUCUUGAUAAUAUAUGCAUAAUGUUAAAUUAUUCAUACAUUUCUGAUUUUCAAAAUGGGCUCAUGAAAAGAAGCAAAAUAUACAAGAUACAAGAAUUACAAAAUCAUCAUAUACAGAGAAAAAAUACAAUAGCCUACCAGCAAGCAGACCACCAAUGGUAGGGAGAAAGAGCUUUCAACGCUUUUACUUUUGGACCCAACACAUGACAGGAACACUGGGCAUACACACCAGCUUGAAGCAUGGUAUUACAGCAGCAUCAGAUUUCAAUAGUCAAGGUUGUAGGCUGGGAUAUAGGAGCUGCAAAAAUAUUUCUCCAACCCCCUCGUAUGUAAUUUUCAAAUUUAAGAGUGGUCAAACAAGAAACAGUCAACUACAACAGUAUCAACUCAAUAAUAUUUCUUAACAAAUAAAUUAUUUUAAAUAAAAAAGGACAUUUGAAGGUACAUUUAGACAAGUAGCAAACACCAUACCAAUCUUUAUGCAUACAAGUCACUUUCCAAACUUUCGGUCACUUAAAUGGGUCAAUGUAAACAAGGAUUCUACUACUUUCCAUUGGAUGAAUUCAGUUUUGGUCUUCAUUUGUGGACCAGAUGUGCCUGAAAUAAGCCGAUUAGCACUACCCUCUCCCCAUGCAUCCAAUGAUUGUCACUCAAGUAAUUGAUAUUUUUUAAUAAACAAGAUAUUUAAAGCAACCAAAUGUUUCCUUGCACAAUUUAAGGGAUAAAAUUUAUACUAUGGGUGGACUUCACUCACGGUUAGGACAAUCAAAUUCCAAUUCCACCAUCAGUUAAAUUACAUGCACUUUGUAGACAAGAGGACUCCUAAAAUAACUCCACUUUCUGAUGUGUGAAUGGCAACACUCGUUUGUUGGAAAACAGCAAGUUUCGACAAUACUGAAACUAAAAUUUAUCAAAACUAUCCCUCCCCACACUUCAUUUCAACCUGCUCUCCCAAAUUCAAAGACAAUUUUAGUGAUGUCAUAUAUUCCCAUUUUAAAGUAGAUUUUUCAUUCUAUUUUCUGUUAUCUUAAGUUUUCACAAAUGAAAAACAACAACGAAACAAGUGGGUAACUUACGCAGCCUUUUCAAAUUGCAGCAGUUCCAUUAAGUCAGAAGAGAAAUGCAGAUACCUUUCUUGGGAUAACUUUCUUGUAUAGUCAAAAAAAAACAAACACUUUCUACUGGAAGCCUAAAAAACUGCAUUUGCACACACCCAAACAACAUGACUUAUCACAUUUGAAUCUUUAUAAAGAUAAGUGAACAAAGGAAAGGAGAUAAUGCACUUAACAUAUCUGAAAAAUAUUUUUUAAUGAAGUUCAACAAAUACUUCGUGAUGCAAAUGUAAUUAUAAACCACAAUAAAAAGUUUUUUUUACCAGAAGUAGAAGCAUCAAUCAAAUCAAUUUACAGGCACAUGGUUCAAUCUCAAGUGUUACAAAUCUGAAACACAACUCCGUUAAAUUUUACACGCCCACCCCAACCAUGCAAAAUAUACAUGUCAACAAGUUCAAAAUGAUAACAAUUUUGAAAAUCCCCAGUUUACAAAUUGAAUCAUUCUUGAUAAUAUAUGCAUAAUGUUAAAUUAUUCAUACAUUUCUGAUUUUCAAAAUGGGCUCAUGAAAAGAAGCAAAAUAUACAAGAAUUACAAAAUCAUCAUAUACAGAGAAAAAAUACAAUAGCCUACCAGCAAACAGACCACCAACGGUAGGGAGAAAGCUUUCAAUGCUUUUACUUUUGGACCCAAAACACGACAGGAACACUGGGCAUACACACCAGCUUGAAGCAUGGUUUUACAGCAGCAUCAGAUUUCAAUAGUCAAGGUUGUAGGCUGGGGUAUAGGAGCUGCAAAAAUAUUUCUCCAACCCCCUCGAAUGCAAUUUUCAAAUUUAAGAGUGGUCAAACAAGAAACAGUCAACUACAAAAGUAUCAACUUCAAUAAAAUUUCUUAACAAAUAAUUUUAAAUAAAAAAAGGACAUAUGAAGGAACAUUUAGACAAGUAGCAAACACCAUACCAAUCUUUAUGCAUACAAGUCACUUUCCAAACUUUCGGUCACUUAAAUGGGUCAAUGUAGACAAGGAUUCUAUUACUAUCCAUUGGAUGAAUUCAGUUUUGGUCUUCAUUUGUGGACCAGAUGUGCCUGAAAUAAGCUGAUUAGCACUACCCUCUCUACCAAUGCAUCCAAUGAUUGUCACUCAAGUAAUUGAUAUUUUUUAAUAAACAAGAUAUUUAAAGCAACCAAAUAUUUCCUUGCACAAUUUAAGGGAAAAAAUUUAUACUAUGGGUGGACUUCACUCACGGUUAGGACAAUCAAAUUCCAAUUCCACCAUCAGUUAAAUUACAUGCACUUUGUAGGCAAGAGCACUCCUAAAAUAACUCCACUUUCUGAUGUGUGAAUGGCAACACUCAUUUGUUGGAAAACAGCAAGUUCCGACAAUACUGAAACUAAAAUUUAUCAAAACUAUCCCUCCCCCCUUCAUUUCAACCUGCUCUCCCAAAUUCAAAGACAAAUGCAAUUUUAGUGAUGUCAUAUAUUCCCAUUUUUAAGUAGAUUUUUCAUUCUAUUUUCUGUUAUUUUAAAGUCAAAUGAGGAAAUUACAUGUUCAAGAUCUAAGAGUUUAGCAAAUUAAUCCAACAUAAUUACGUAUCUCGGAUCAAAUGAUCAUCACAUCUUGAGCACUUCUUUUUUCGCUUUUCCAGCAACUUUUCGACGAAGACUCCUGAAAAGGACUUGUUAUGUAUUGAACUUUCCCCCCCCCCCCCCCCCCCCCAAAUUUUUAUCUCAAGAGCACAAUUCAGAUUUGCUUACCACACUCUGGCAAAAUAACACGUUCGAAACAGCAAGUCAGCGACUGCUUAAUUAAAUCAUGGUAAACCUUCAAUAGUAAUGGGCACCUCUUCUAGGCAUCUUGCGUUUAGUCACCGCAAUUCAUUAGCAUUCUAAACAUUUACACUUCAUCUGUUUCACAUCACCAAGCUUCUUACUUCACUUUUAAGAACACCUAGAAUACAAUAAAAACAUAUCCCUUUCCUACACCCCCCCCCCCCCAGCUAAUUAAUUUCCAAUUAGUGUCAACACUUGACACCAGAUGAAUUCUCUAAAAUAUUAACACCCUCACCCCAAAAUUGAAGCAUUAUCUAAGUUUUCUCUACUCAGGAAAGUUACUCUUGUUAAAACCAAUUAUCUGCAAUUUUCAUUCCAAUUUUGAAUUAGCAAUCCUAUUGCCAAAACAUUUUCCUGAAUUUCUAACAGAAAGUUAACCGAAACAUGUGUCCUUAAUAUUGAAUCAAUUAAGAUACAAAUUUUACCACACUUCACAAUCUUUCAUCAUCACGAAAUUCAUCCUCCUUAAAUACAUUUCCUACACCUCACAAUGUACACAAAACGCAACUUACAUUAUAAGGGCUUGCAUCAUGGCUACUUGAAUCACCAUGUCCAUCUUUCUCUUUAAAAAUCAUUUGUCUUAUUUAGAACGCCCUUUGUGUGCAUUUACUGACCUGUUAUUUAUAUUUGAACUCUUCGCAACACAUCAAUUCACCAUUUAUUUUUUUUGACAGUUGCUCAACUUACAUUUCUUUUCAGGUUUCUCCGAGCAUUAUUUUUUUUUAAGAUACCACAAUACCUUUACAAUUUUUCCUCUUAGUCACGGAUCACUUUUUGCUUGCAUUCAUUUAGUAUAUACCUUGGCGCACGCUUCGGAUAACUUUCUAUCCUGGAAAUGUUUCACAUACAUACCGGUUUUUACAUAACUUGAAAUCAUUUGCAAUAGAAUUUCUUUUCGGUCUCGUUUUGUUUUGCAUUUCUGUACCACUCCUUUUGAUACUUUUACUUCAUGCUUUGGACUUCUGACGUUCAUAGAGAAGUAUCUGAAACUUGCUCAUUAGGAAAGCAUAGCAAAGAAAUUGGAAGGACACGAUAGUAUUUUUCAAAAUUUAAAGCUAUGACGUUACAGCCAAAUACAGCAAUACGUAGUCUGCCUUUUUCCCCCUAAAUAUUCAUUUAUGCAACAUUUGUUUUACUUAUUUGCUUGCCUGUCCUAGCUGAUCUUCAGUCUGUUAUUUCAUCAGCUCUUGGUUGACAUUCAUUUCUGAAAAUGUACCUUUAAGGCAUUUUCGAACACAAGUAUAAAGAACAAAUUUGGCUUUUACCAAAUAUGGAAACUUUCAGCAGAAGCUUUUAUACUUAAUAUUGUGAUUAAAGACAAUGUGGCCUUCCUCAUGCAAAUUUGCAAUUACCACGUGAACGGUAACAAUCAACAUACUCGUACUUUGAGCAUACUUGCUUUAAACCACCAACAGGAAUUUUCUCCGUUCUUUAUAUGUCUAUGUUCACUGAAAAAAUUAGCAUGGCAAUGAAAAGUUUAAUGGCUGCCCCAUACGGAGCAGCCGUGCAUUUCAGACCAUUCAACCCAUUACUAACACAUCACAAAACCUCUUUAAAAAAUCAGCAAUUUAUUAAAUUAAAUAAAAUAUUCGCAAAACAAAAACAAAUUCAUGAAGCUGAAGUCCUAAUUUAAAAAUAUCCACUACGUCAGCCAUAUUUACGUCACUUGAAAUGAAGCCCGCCAUCUUGAAAACCUCAAUUCAGCCGAUAUUUUCCAUUGUAGCAAGAACAGAAUUACUUAAAUGAAUCUUAGAAACUCAACAAUGUACCACGACACUUAAAAGACGAGUUACUUAUCUGAAGAAGCCCGUAAACCCCUUCAAGACAAUAGACACACACACUCCCUAAACCGGCACAGCCCUCUCCUUCCAAAAAAAAUCCUUCUGCGC